Molecule: messenger RNA, 1037 nt
Organism: Etheostoma cragini (Arkansas darter)
Lineage: Eukaryota; Metazoa; Chordata; Actinopteri; Perciformes; Percidae
Gene: dus2
Product: dihydrouridine synthase 2
Exons: 12
Coding region: 100-1029 (309 amino acids)
Biological process (GO): tRNA dihydrouridine synthesis
Cellular component (GO): cytoplasm
Molecular function (GO): flavin adenine dinucleotide binding; tRNA dihydrouridine synthase activity
Source: RefSeq, a predicted model, not a curated record
AACAGGAAGUUGAAACAGCACGCUUCAUCUUCUCCCCCACGUUACAGCUCCUGUCGUCAGUGUGUGACAACGUAAAUGCCGGACGACUGAGCCGUCACCAUGGCAGCAGGCAGGCUGAGCUUCAGUAACGUCACCGCCCUGGCGCCGAUGGUCCGGGUCGGGACUCUGCCCAUGAGGCUGCUGGCGCUGGACUACGGCGCCGAUGUGGUCUACUGUGAGGAGUUGAUCGACAUCAAGAUGGCCCAGUGUCACCGAGUUGUGAACGAGGUUCUGGAGACGGUGGACUUCGUGGCCCCAGAUGAGCGAGUGAUGUUCAGGACCUGCGAGAGGGAGAGGGACAGAGUCGUCCUUCAGAUGGGGACGGCGGACCCGGACCGAGCGCUGACCGUGGCCCGGCUCGUGGAGAAGGACGUGGCUGCCAUCGACGUGAACAUGGGCUGUCCCAAGGAAUACUCCACCAAGGGCGGGAUGGGAGCUGCUCUCCUGUCGGACCCCGACAAGAUCGAGGCGAUCCUGAAGAAGCUCGUUGCAGGAGUCUCCAUACCGGUCACGUGUAAAAUAAGAAUCCUGCCUUCGUUGGAGGAGACGCUCAGUCUGGUGCGGAGGAUUGAGAGGACGGGCGUCGCUGCGGUCGCGGUUCACGGCAGGUUGAAGGAGGAGCGCCCCCGUCACCCGCUCCACCUCGACUACAUCCAGGCGGUCGCCCGGGCCGUGUCCAUCCCCGUCAUCGCCAAUGGGGGGUCUCUGGAUCUGGUGAAGACCAACGGGGACAUCGAGGCGUUCAGGCGGGCGACGGGCGCCUCCUCCGUCAUGCUGGCUCGCGCCGCCAUGUGGAACGCGUCGGUGUUCAGCGCCCGGGGGCCCUUCCCUCUGGACCGGGUCAUGGAGGACUACCUCAAAUAUGCGAUCCGGUACAACAACCACGCCUUCAACACCAAGUACUGCCUGUGUCAGAUGCUCCGGGACAAGGUGGAGUCCCCCCUGGGGAAGCAGGUGCAGGCGGCCCAGACCAACGGCGAGCUCAGGUAGGGGUCAAG